AUUUUUUCGAUUCAAAAAUUACGAUAUGCUGCGAGACUAUAAGCAACUUUUUGCGGAAAUUUAAAAAUGACAAAUUUGUACUAAAACGUUCAUAUUUGGCUAAAAAUACAUCAUAGACACGAGAUUCGUACUCCAAAAUAGAAACUAAUCUCAGGCUGUUGGUUCCAGUGCCACUGAGAGAGGCCCAGCUCAUAUGUUGAUUGCAACAGGCUCAUCCAGUCUACAUGUACCACCUCCACACAACCACACAGCCAAAGGACACCUGACUGACCCAUACAUACUGAAAGACAAUGAAGUCACUUGACAAACCAGAGAACAUCUGGAGAUCAUGUCGUAUGAUGCAGGCCUAUAUGGGCUUCAUAGGCUUCCUUGUGAUGAUUGCUAUGAGAGUGAAUAUCAGCAUGUCUAUCAUAUGUAUGGUCAACAGUAAGGAGGGUCAGAAUGGUGAAUUUGACUGGGACAAGGAAACACAAGGCUGGAUUCUUGGGGCGUACUUUUAUGGCUACAUAAUAACUCAGAUCCCAGGUGGCUGGCUUUCAGAUAAAGUUGGCACAAAGCGCAUAUUUGGCUGUUCAUUGUUUGUUUGUGCAAUAGCUACAGUGAUGACUCCCAUGGGUGCUCGCCUAGGGGGACCUUAUAUGGUCAUGGUGCUGCGGUUUAUCGUUGGACUCUCCACAGGUUGUUCAUUUCCCGCUUUUCACUCAUUCUGGGGUCGCUGGGCACCAGUGUAUGAAAGAACCAAGUUGAUUCUUUUCACAAAUUCAGGGGGAGGUCUUGGUGCACUGCUUGGACUGACAGUAUCAGGGGCACUUUGCCAGAUAGACAGCAGCCUAUGGCCCCUUACCUUCUAUAUGCCAGGUGGGUUGACAUUCUUUUGGUUGUACCUUUGGUACCAGAAUGUAUAUGACUCCCCAGAUGAACAUCCCACUAUAUCACAGCAAGAACUUAAACACAUCAAAGCUGGAGUCACAAGCAAGAAAACAGAGACAUUAACAGUACCAUGGGUAGAUAUCCUCCAAUCGCAAGCAUUAUGGGGACUCUUACUCUGCCAUGUCUGUGCUAACUGGGUCGUUCAUGCCAUGACAACAAGCGGACCUACAUACUCCAAAGAUGUCUUCAAAGUUGAGCCUGGCGCAAAUGGUUUGAUAUCGGGUGUUGGUGUGGUGGUUGGUAUAUCUAGUACGGUCAUAUCUGGGCAAUUGGCUGAUUCCUUAAGGCAGAGUGGCACCUGGUCUACAUCAGGAGUACGGAAAUUAUUCCAGAUUUUCGGGACAUUGUUACCAUCAGUUUUCACAAUCUGGUUAAGUUUCCUAGAUUACAACAACUUUUACCUGGCCAUGUUUCUGAUGAUGUUUGCUACACUGUUCACUGGACCAGUGCGAUCAGGAUACCAAGUGAACCAUGUUGACAUUGCUCCAAGGUUUGCCGGAACAUUGUUUGGAAUAACAAACACCAUAGCAACAAUCCCAGGCAUGGUCGCUCCAAUCUUAAUAGGCAGAAUGACAAAAAAUGGCACUAGAGAUGAGUGGCAGUCGGUAGCCUUCAUGAACACUGCUAUUAAUCUACUAGGGACCAUAUUCUUCAUCACAAUGGGGAAAGGAGAAAUUCAACAUUGGGCUCAGGCUCAAUUUAAAUACACAGGACUGACUAAUAAAACUGAUAGCACUAUUCAUCUCCCAGACAUGGAAAAGAGUCAAAAAACAAGUUUCUGGUCAUUUUGGACAUCAUGUCGCAUGGUUCAGGCAUAUAUCGCAUUCUUUGGCUUCUUCUUCGUGUAUGGGCUGCGUGUUAACAUGAGCAUGAGCAUUGUAUGUAUGGUGAAGCAAACUAGGGAGACAAGCAACCAGACCCUGGCCAACUUAACAUCGGAAAUCAACCAAACACAUGAUGAUGACGAUCCUUGUGUCAGAGGACUAGGAGGAAAGAAAGCAGGUUAUGCUGGUGAAUUUGAGUGGCCAAAGGAACUGCAAGGCUGGGUCCUGAGUUCAUUCUACUAUGGCUACAUAUCGACUCAGAUCUUAGGGGGUUGGCUAUCAGAUUCCCUUGGGCCUAAGAAGGUUUUCGGUGUUGCAAUGUUCGUCAAUAUGCUUUCCACACUACUGACACCUAUUGGAGCGAGAAAGGGUGGUGUAAUCGCUGUUAUCAUCCUGCGAGUCAUACUUGGUAUGGCGCAGGGAGUUGCCUUCCCAGUGUUCCAUGCAUUCUGGAGUCGCUGGGCUCCUCUCUAUGAAAGGUCCUUCCUCAUCCUCUUCUCUACCUCAGGUGCAGGAUUGGGGAGCCUGAUUGUCAUGGGAACAUCAGGCCUCCUUUGCCAGUAUGGAUUUGAUGGUGGAUGGCCAUCUAUAUUUUACAUUUAUGGUGGAUUAUCAUUUCUAUGGCUAUUAUGCUGGGUAUUCUUCAUAUAUGACAGCCCCCAACAACAUCCAAGGAUCUCUCCUGAAGAAAUGAAACACAUAGAGGAUGGGAUACCCCAAGUAAAAAGGAAUCUGAGUGUACCCUGGCCAUCAAUUCUCAGGUCACCUGCAGUGUGGGCAAUCAUAAUAGCUCAUCUAUGUGCUAACUGGGCAGUACAUGCUACUGUCUCCACUGGUCCUAUGUACAUGAAAGAAGUGCUAAACUUCGAUCCAGCAGAGAAUGGUGUCUUGUCAGCUAUUGUCAUGGUGAUUGGUAUAGUGUCUGUGGUCGCAUUUGCCAAACUUGCAGAUGUCAUUCGUUCGAAGAAAUGGUUGUCCACAGUCGCAGUCAGGAAGUUAUUCCAGUUUGUAGGUAUAGUAUUGCCUGCUAUACUGACUGUCUGGGUGAGUUUCCUUGAUUGUGAUCUAAGGAUACAAGCCUUAGUACUACUUGCACUAAUUGGAAUAUGUACAGGACCACAGAAAUCUGGCUAUCAGGUCAACCAUGUCGACAUUGCACCAAGAUAUGCAGGGCUGUUAUUUGGGAUUACAAAUACUAUAGGUACAAUCCCUGGUAUGGUGGCUCCUGUAGUCAUUACAAUGCUCACACCUAAUGGAACUCGUGAAGAGUGGCAGGUCACAUAUCUUAUAGCAGUUGCCAUUGGAGUGUUUGGGAUGAUUGCCUUUCUAAUACUGGCACGUGGUGUGGUCCAACCAUGGGCUAUUGAGAAAUAUGCUGAAGACGAGAAUCACGUUAAGAUGGAGCAAAUGCAAGACAUGCUGCCUGAGUCUAACCACAGCUGA
Messenger RNA from Owenia fusiformis, 3197 nucleotides. The record is from the annotation of a GenBank genome assembly. Lineage: Eukaryota; Metazoa; Annelida; Polychaeta; Sabellida; Oweniidae.